Molecule: messenger RNA, 363 nt
Organism: Mucor mucedo
Lineage: Eukaryota; Fungi; Mucoromycota; Mucoromycetes; Mucorales; Mucoraceae
Product: velvet factor
Exons: 2
Coding region: 1-363 (120 amino acids)
Source: RefSeq, a predicted model, not a curated record
AUGUGCGCCAAUUUAGCUCAUCCAAUCGAUGACGAUGAAAUUUACACACCCACUCACAAUGCCCUGUCUGGUCAAACAGUCUCUUCCAUGUACAAGCUUAAAGAUAUUGACAACCAUGAUGGCGCCUUCUUUAUCUUUGGUGAUCUCUCUGUCAAGGUGGAAGGAAACUUUCGGUUAAAGCUUUCGUUAUUUGAAAUUACUUCUACAGGUGCUGUCUGCCUCCAACACUUAUUCACUGGUCCAUUUACUGUUUACGCUACCAAAAAGUUCCCCGGUAUGCUUGACUCUACCUUCCUGUCAAGAUCUUUCUCUGACCAGGGUGCUCGUAUCAGAAUUCGUAAAGAAAACCGUGCCCAAGUGUAA